AUGGAAUACUGCAGACCGCCAAUGGGCCUGAGUUUCGUCGGAAAUGUAGCGGAUAAUUGGCGAAAAUUUAAACAACAGUUUUGCAUUUAUAUGACGGCGGCCGGAAAUGAAGAAAAGAAAUCUGAAGUAAAAGUAGCCAUGCUACUAAAUGCAAUUGGUGAAGAAGGCAUAGAGAUUUUUAAUACCUUUGAUUUGUCAGAUGAAGACAAACAAGAUUAUGAAAAGGUUAUUGAGGCGUUUGAGCUAUAUGCAACACCAAAAAAGAAUGUGGUAGUUGAAAGGUUUAUAUUUAACAAUCGAGUUCAAGGACAAGGUGAAAAUUUUGAGUCCUUUUAUACCGAUUUAAGAAAAUUAGUUAAGUCGUGCGAGUUUGGCGAUCAAGUAGAUAGUGUUGUUCGUGACCGCAUAGUCCUAGGUAUCGCACACAGAGGUUUGCAGGAAAGAUUACUGCAAGAGGGUGAACUUUCACUAUUCCGGGCUGCAGAACUUUGUCGAUCUGCUGAAUUGAGUAGGACACAAGCUCAAACAAUUCAAGCUAAAAAUGUUGAUACAAUGAAGCGAUUUUCUCUGCGAUCAUCUAGAAAUCAAGAGAAAGAUUAUAAUACACAGCAAAGUUCAGCUGAUGCUAGGCCUUCCAAUAAUGAAUUCUCAAGUGAAUCCGGUUGUGUGACUUUCCAGUGCAAGAAAUGUAAUCGUAAACAUAAGAGGUCUGAAUGUCCGGCUUAUGGAAAACACUGCUAUCGUUGUGGAAACCUUAACCAUUUCUCUUCAGUUUGCAAGUCUCGAAAUAUUAGAGAAAUUUCCUACUCAGAGCCAGAGAGUAGCACCAACGAGAGACAAGAUAACAAUACUGACAUUUAUGUAGAAUCUGUUACUGUAUGCCAAAUAGGUAAUGUGGAUUAUCUGCCAACUGAAUGGACCAAAAACAUUUGCAUUUGUGAUAAAGAAAUAAGUUUUAAAUUAGAUACGGGUGCACAGAUAAGUGUUUUACAGGAGGAUAUAUUUUUAUCGAUAGGUAAAAAUUUGAAGUAUGAUAAAACCAGUAUUGUAUUAGAGGCUUAUGGGGGUCAGAGAUUUAAGCCCUUGGGUGAGAUAAAAUUAUUAUGCUUUGUGGGUGAUAAGCAAGCAAUUAUAGAUUUUGUUAUUGUUAAUAAUAGAUCAAAACCAUUACUUGGAUUAGAUGGGUGUAUAAAACUAAACUUAUUGAAAAUUGUUGAGGAUAAUUUCAAGCGUUAUGAUAAUUUGAAUUGUGAAAAAAUAAUGUCAUGUGAUGUUAAACCAGUCAAAUUGCACGAAGGGUUAAAUAGUGCUAGUUAUGGCAAUGAUGUCGAAGAGUUUAUUCGAAGGAACUCAAAUGUAUUUGAAGGAGUGGGAAAAUUUGGUAAAUGCAGUAUUAAAUUAAAAGAAAAUUAUUCUCCAAUAGCUCGUCCUCCACGACGAGUACCCACUUCAUUGCGUCCGAAACUUGAAAUGAAAUUGAUAGAAUUGGAAAACCAAAAUAUUAUUGAAAAAGUAGAGAAUCCGCAAGAUUGGGUUAGCAAUCUAGUAAUAAUAGAAAAAUCUGAUGGUUCACUCAGAUUAUGUAUGGAUCCACAAGACUUAAAUAGGGCUAUCAAGAGGGAUUACGCAUUGAUUCCAACAGUUGAAGAACUUGUUACUAAGUUAUGUAAUAAAACAGUAUUUAGUGUUUUGGACCUAAAAGAUGGAUUUUUUCAAAUGGAAUUGGAUACAAAAAGUAGUGAUUUAUGCACAUUUAAUACUCCAUUUGGCUGUUACAAAUUUUUGAGACUUCCUAUGGGGUUAUCAUGCGCUCCAGAAAUUUUUCAAAAAACAAAUGAGAAGAAUUUUGGGGACAUUCCGGGAGUUUUAAUUUAUUUUGAUGACCUGCUUAUAGCAGGAGAUUCUUUAGCUGAACACGAUGCGAUAUUAGCUAAGGUAAUCAAAAGAGCUCAAGAGCUAAAUGUUAAAUUCAAUAAAAACAAAAUUCAGUACAGAGUUUCAAAAGUCAAGUAUUUAGGUUAUGUUUUCGGGUUAGAAGGCAUGAAACCAGACCCAGACUAUGUAAAAGCUGUAGUUGAUAUGCCCGAACCCACUAAUAAAAAAGAACUUCAGAGAAUACUAGGAAUGAUCAAUUACUUAAGGCAAUUUAUACCACAAGUAUCAACGCUGACAGCACCUUUAAGGGAGUUAUUAAAGCAGGAUACUAAUUGGCAAUGGUUUCCAGCACAUGCAGCAGCUUUAAGUAAGUUAAAGGAAAAAAUUGUUAGCGCUCCUGUUCUGAGUAUUUUUGAUAGCUCCAAAUCCAUUGUAAUACAAGCUGAUAGUUCAAAAGAUGGUUUGGGUUGCUGUUUAUUACAAGAGGGACGUCCAGUCGCGUUUGCAUCUAGAAGUUUAACAAACGCAGAAAAAGGAUAUGCUCAAAUCGAGAAAGAAUUUUUGAGCAUUGUAUUUGCAACAAAUAAAUUCCAUUAUCUGAUUUAUGGGAGACCUGUGGAAGUUCUUACUGACCAUAAACCGUUAGUAUCUAUAAUGAGUAAAAAUGUUGCACAUGUCAUGUCACCUAGAUUGCAGCGCAUGAAGAUAAAAUUACUUAGAUACCAAUUAAAUUUAAAAUAUCUGCCAGGGAAAAAUAUGUAUAUUGCUGAUUUGUUAUCAAGAUCAUUUCUAUCAGAGCCAGUUGCAGAUGAUAGUGAAAUGACAGAACUAGUUCACUGUUUAAAGAAAUAUGUACAAGUUAGUCCUGAUAAGCAGAAAGAAUUUGUUGCUGCUACACUAAAUGAUGAAGGAUUGUCUCAUGUCCUGAGAUUUUGGGUCGAAGGAUGGCCUGAAAGCAAAGUCCAAGUUCCAGAUGAGGCUCGUGAUUAUUUUAAAUGUAGAAAUGAAAUCUGUGUAGAUGGGGGUUUAAUAUUUAUGAAUGACAGAGUUAUUGUUCCAAAAUGUCUCAGAAAUGAAAUGUUAAAUGUGAUUCACACUGCACAUUGUGGAAUUGAAAAAGCAAAAGCAAGAGCCAGACAAGUGAUUUUUUGGCCAGGAAUCAACAAAGAUAUUGAAGUUAUGAUUUCAAAAUGUGAAAACUGUGAUAUGUAUAAAUCUAAAAAUGUCAAAGAGCCUCUUUUGAGUCACGAAGUUCCAAACUUGCCAUAUGAAAAAAUAGGAAUGGACAUAUGUGAGUAUGGGGGUGUAAAUUACUUAGUUGUGGGAUGCUAUUUUUCAAAAUGGUUAGACAUAAUAAGAUUGAGUAACAAAACUGCUAAUGAAAUAAUCCAAAAUUAA
This is a messenger RNA of Uloborus diversus, 3273 nucleotides long. RefSeq lists its product as uncharacterized. The record is from RefSeq and is a predicted model, not a curated record. The transcript has a single exon. Lineage: Eukaryota; Metazoa; Arthropoda; Arachnida; Araneae; Uloboridae. Bases 1 to 3273 code for a protein of 1090 amino acids.